Messenger RNA from Arabidopsis lyrata subsp. lyrata, 868 nucleotides. RefSeq names its product probable aldo-keto reductase 4. Bases 159 to 536 code for a protein of 125 amino acids. The transcript has 3 exons. The record is from RefSeq and is a predicted model, not a curated record. Gene Ontology annotation, cellular component: cytoplasm. NCBI's taxonomy places the organism in Eukaryota, Viridiplantae, Streptophyta, Magnoliopsida, Brassicales, Brassicaceae.
GCUUCCCUAGCUACCAAUUAAUCAGCUUCUUCUCUUUGAACUUCUAGUCAACAACUUCUAUAGUAAAAACAUCAUUGUUAUUUUCGGUUUUGGUUAAUUAUGCACUUCAUCAUCAACUUGAAGUUCAACAACUCUGCUCGCGCGAGGGAGAUGAAUCCAUGGCAACUUGCGGAAUGAGGAGGAUAAAGCUGGGAAGUCAAGGCCUUGAGGUAUCGGCGCAAGGCUUUGGUUGCGCUCACUACGGUCCUUCAAAGCCGGAAACUGACGACAUUGCUCUCCUCCAUCACGCUAAUAUCUCCGGUCCUCACACCAAUGAAUUGCUCCUCGCCAAGGCUUUGAAGGAUGGUAUGAGGGAGAAAGUAGUGCUUGCUACCAAAUUUGGAUGCAUUUUGGUUAAGGGAAAGAGAGAUGUUAGAGGAGAUCCUGAGUAUGUUAGAGCUGCGUGUGAGGCUAGUUUAAAGCGGCUAGAUGUUUCCUGCAUUGAUCUUUAUUAUCAACAUCGGGUCGAUGCGCGCGUCCCUAUUGAAAUCACCUAGAUUGGAGGCGAUGAUAUUCGCUUGCGUCACUUUAAGUGAACAUUGGAGCUUUAUCAGUGAAACUCACUCCAGAAGAGAUUUCUGAGCUCGAGACCAUUUCCCAACCAGAGUCUGUGAAAGGAGAAAGAUACAUGGCCACAGUGCCAACCUUCAAGAACUCCGACACACCACCGUUGUGUUCUUGGAAUGCUGUGUAAAACUGUUUGUGAGUUUCUCUGGCCAAACCUAUGGUUUUAAGAGUUUAAGGUGGCUCUAGCCAAAGGAUGAUUUAUGACUUUAUGUAUAGAAUACAUUAUUUUCUACCCAUCUUAUACACUGUGAGUCUGUGACCA